Macroventuria anomochaeta is the source of this 1266-nucleotide messenger RNA. RefSeq lists its product as uncharacterized. The transcript has a single exon. The coding region runs from base 1 to 1266 and encodes 421 amino acids. NCBI's taxonomy places the organism in Eukaryota, Fungi, Ascomycota, Dothideomycetes, Pleosporales, Didymellaceae. The record is from RefSeq and is a predicted model, not a curated record.
AUGACCGGCGUUAAUGUAGAACAUGGAUACCAGCAAGCUUCGACUGGCAAGCAGUUUCUAAACAAGGACGAUUUAUACUUCAACGACAUGGAUAUACGGGCAUGGGAACGAAGAACGGCAGCACUCGGCGGUGCGCCUAAUAGGAACGACCGCGGCUACCAGGAGGACGAAGGCUACUACAAUGAUGCUGGAGAACCUAUGUCUGCAGCUGAAUACGAAGAAGUGCUCUUUCAACGCGUCCUCGACAAGAUCCGAUUAGCAAGAGCAGCAGACAUUUCCGAUGUGCAACUCACUCCCGAAGAGCUUGAUGCGUAUCAGUCGAAGCUUUACGGUACAAGGACGCCCGCAGCGCGUCCGCCACAAAGCCCUCGAUCUUCACCUCUCAACGAUGCCAUGGGUGUAGCGAACGCCAGCACAACCAGCACGAAGGGCUCCAGCAGUUCGCGAAGUAAAAAGGUGCAGCAGAGGUCAUCCUUAUUCGCUUCGAAACCCAAGAAAGACAGGCCAAGCAGCCGCAAACGAGCCCCCUCAAACGUAUCGAGCGCACCUCCACCCGGCUUCAUGAUACCUGGUCCAGAUGGACAGCCAAUCUACACGCCCAUCAACGCUUGUCAGGGCAAUUUGGCUCGCGAUCCCGUGACACCGCCUCAACCCACAUCUCGGACCCUCUCGAAUAACGAACGGCCUCCAAUGCCCGUGCGCGUCGCUCCGCGAGAAAUGCCAGGAGCCUUCCCCGGCGCCCUUCCAACCUCUCCACACCUAUACUACCCGUCAACUCCCUUGGCCGAAACCCAUCCUUCGCCGCAAGAUCUGGCGCUCGGCUACGACGGCCUGGGCAUCAGCACUCGCUCCCUCAAGCCAUCUUCAAUGCAAUCCUCAAUGCCCAAGACGACACCCGUAGAACCCUACCAGUACCACACCUUCAGCUCCUCGUCGUCCACACAGUCCUCACCCAAGCUCAAGUACACGAGACGCGUGUUGAGCGCUGAGAGCAGUUACACCGCGAUGCCGCGUCGUGUUCCUGUGCCGGCGCCGCGUCCGCCGCCGGUGCAGGCUAAUUACUUGGAUUCGAGUCUCAGUCCAAGGGCGUCGAGUUUGAGGGUUGAGAGGGCGGCGGGUGCGGUUGAUGAGGAAGUUGUGUUGGGCGAUGUUGAUGCGCAGACUGAUAGCGGGAAGUCUGUGAAGGGUAGUGAGAAACGUGGGUCUGGGAGUGGCGGCAGGAAGGAUGAGAGGAGGAGGAAGAGUGGAAAGGGAAGGAAGAAGUAG